This is a messenger RNA of Leishmania braziliensis MHOM/BR/75/M2904, 5715 nucleotides long. RefSeq names its product methionine synthase reductase, mitochondrial precursor-like protein. Gene Ontology annotation, molecular function: FMN binding; [methionine synthase] reductase (NADPH) activity; flavin adenine dinucleotide binding. Gene Ontology annotation, biological process: homocysteine metabolic process. Gene Ontology annotation, cellular component: cytosol. The coding region runs from base 1 to 5715 and encodes 1904 amino acids. The record is from RefSeq and is a predicted model, not a curated record. The transcript has a single exon. NCBI's taxonomy places the organism in Eukaryota, Euglenozoa, Kinetoplastea, Trypanosomatida, Trypanosomatidae.
AUGAGCGGCGAGAUGGCGGAUAACGAGUCGGAGGAGCGACUCUACGUCCUGUAUGGCUCCGAGACAGGCAACGCAGAGAGCAUUGCGAAGCGUCUCCACCACGAUGCGAUUACCACUCACGGCUUCACCGACGCCGAAUGCAUGACACUGAACGAGGCGGCAGCGAAGAAGCUCUUUGACACGCAACUCACCGAAGACACAGCCACGUCGCUGUGUGUCGUGAUCGUGUGUAGCACCACAGGUGAUGGCGAUCCACCGCAAAAUGCCGCCCGCUUUCGACGAUGGCUGCGUAAUACUAGUGGGACUCUUCACAGGAUUCGCUACUGCCUUCUGGCCCUCGGGGACACAAACUACAGCAACUUCUGUGCCCCCGGCAUCUUUAUGGACAACAAGCUCAGCGGCAUGGGCGCCGUCCGCUGCUACCCGCGCGGCGAGGCUGACGACGGCGUUGGAUUGCACCUCAUCGUGAACCCGUGGGUGGAGGGUCUGUGGACUGCGCUGAAGAAGAGCAUCACGGAAAGGACCGCGGCCAUCGGUCACAAGAAGUACACGACGGGAGAGACUCGUAUCGACAUGUCUGUGACGCAGGUGGCAGCCAUCCUCUACUCUCACGCUUCUCCACUAUGCGCAGCCACCGCACUCUUUCUGUACGAGAGGAUCACCGAGCUAGGUGGCAAGGUCGAUUUAUACCCCAUUCAGUACUUUCACCCCCGCACCAGCCUCAAUAGACCCCCAAAGGUGCUCUUCUUUGUUCUCUGCGCAGAAUACCAUACGGACACCCUGUGCGAGGAGUACGUCUGCAAUGUCCUGCAACCGCCAUCUCUUGGGCUUCUCAGCUCAUGGAUAGGGAGCAGUGACUCGUGCGCACCGCCUCCCGCAGAGGCCGCAGAGCUGCAGCGGUGGAUGGCAGACCCAUCAAUUUGCUUCUUCAACUCUUUGUUUGUCUCGUGUAGCCCCAGUGAUGCAAGUCGAGCCUCCGUGCUCGACGCCAAUUUGAAAGCGAUCGCAGCGAGCUGUAAGCUGGAGUUUCUUUGUCCAUGUCAGCUCUCCGGUGAAGUGCCGUCGGUCGCCAUUAGCGAGAAGGACGUGUUCCUCUGGAUAGAGAAGGUGCUGGGCAGUCUUCCAGGGGUGACAGCCAGCGCAGGACACAUUCAUCAGAGUGUGAAGCGUUUCUUUGACAACCAGGUUGGCUUGGCCUUUCGUGCCGCACAGGUACCCGAGUGCCGCAAAGGACACGGCGCCGAAAGUGACGAUGAUGUGACGAGCGGCAGCAGCGAUGCAGAGCACACGUUCUCCAGAAACGACGUCUCUGGCGGCGCGGGCGGGUUGAGAAGGCCGAACGAGGUACUCGACGACCUGUUUACCCCCAUUGUCUUUCUCUACUCGGCUAGCUCCCCUGUUGUGAAACGGUGCGCUAUGGAACUCUUUAGCGGUGCCAGGCGACAUCACCUGCACAGCUCCAUUGGGGAGCUUAGCCACUUUCACGAAACGGGCUUUCCCCGGGGUGCCACGUUUGUGUUCGUUCUCUCUGGACUGUUGACAAAAUCGUUGAUGCGCGUGUUGAGGGUGCUGCGCAGGCUGCAGAGUCAGGGCAAACAUGUCGUCAAUGUAAACUUUGCCAUUCUUGGCAUUGACAAGACCUCCCAGAGUGACAGGUUUAACGCCUGUGCGCUGGAGCUGGAGACUCUCCUGCUGGAGAUGAAGGCCAAGAAAAUUCAUUGCACAGGUUUGGCAGAUGUGGACAGUGGCGCCCUUGCGCCUUUCAUCCAGUCGUGGGGGUCGAACAUCUGGGGCGCCAUCGUGCAUCCCAUGAAGAAUGCCACCUACAUGGACAUGGCAUCUCCCGAGAUUCAGAUGCAGCAUAGCGUGGCGUUGUUGGAGGCCAGUGCUCGUUCAGUUGUUGCCGCUCUCUCCCUUGAUGGCGCGUCUGCGAAGGAGUCCGUGGAUCGCAGUGCCGGUGACACUGUUGGUGAUAGUGACAGCAACGGUCUCCUCGCACCCAGCGUGUUUGACCAUUGGGGGAGCGCUAGCGCCAGUUCGUCUCUGCCUCCGUUCCUUGGGAGGGCUGAUCCGAGCAGGGCUGCUGGCCUGGAGGCAUUAUCGCGAGUGGGGACGUCGGUAUCAUCACUGCCAGACGAGGUCAACACCACGACCACGAUGGCAUCUGGCGCUACCCCGGGCUCCGACGUGACGGAUACCACGACUGCCAGCACUGACGUCGCUGGCGGUUUCUUUCGGUGGGACACAAUUUCGUUGCCCAAGGAAAACACGCGGCGCACUCCCAUCGUCUUUAUGUACGCGUCAGCUGGCAUGUCGAAGACGAUGGCGACGCACGCGAUGCGGAGUGCCGAGGCGAAGGGAUUUCCGGCUGCCAUUCACGCCUUUGCAAAUUUUCAGUUUGUCGACUAUCACGCCUACCCGAACUUCAUCCUGUUCUGCGAAGGGGCCCCGCAUAGGGAGCUGAACGACGGGGGCCGCUUUAAAAAGUUCCUCACAAAUCCCUUGCACCGCCGAGAUAUGCUAUCGCAUGUGCGGUUUGCGGUGCUUGGCAUCCGUGCUACACCAGCGAAUGUGGUGCAUCCUGCCUUUUGGUGGGCAAAAUUGCUCUCGCGCCUGCACGCGAAAUGCGUCUUUCCGGUGUUUAUAAUGCCGUACAUGUCGCAACUGCACUCGCUUGGCAUGCCGUGGGUUAACUACGUGUUGUCAUCCAUGGCGGUGGUGGUACCUUCCAUGAUGACAGGGGCUCCUUUCGGCCAUAGCGACGCACGCAGUACUACUGAACUGGCAAAUUGGCCGGUCGAGAUGAGCGCCAGUGCGGCGCCGAGCAUAGGUGAUGGUGACGUCAGCGCCAGUGCCGUGGACCCGCAGUGGUGCAUCGCCUUUCUCUUUGACAGUUCCACUGAGAUCACCGAGUCGAUCGCGCGCGACUUCCACUCCGAGGCGCUCAAGCGCGGGUUUUUUUCUCGCGUCGCCGCUCUCAAGUACUUUCAAGAGAUGAAUUUUCUCUCGACUGCAAACGUGAUCCUGCUGUGCAGUACCAUAGCGACAUCACCUGACGGGUUUCCUCGAGACGUGCGCCGUUUUGCCCGCUUUUUGCUGGCUAAGGGCCAGCCGAGCACGCUGCUGAGCGGAACAUCGUUUGCCGUGCUUGGUCUCGGUAAGGGAUCCGCGACAACACUUGGGCCCGCCUACUGCUGCCGCACCGCUGCGCUUUUUGACCAUCGCAUGGAGGAGCUCGGUGGUCACCGGCUGUGCGAAGUGGGUAUGGUCGACGCUUCGAAAUCAAUCGCCGUACCCGUCGCGGCAUGGCGGAGUACCCUGUUUGCAGCACUGGAGGCCCAUGCGUCGGAGCGGACGGCUGGGCCACUCCUCUUUGCGCCAGGAGACGACCCGGGUGGGCGCCACACGACCAUGACGUCCGCCAAGGGUGUAGCCGGAAAUGCGCUGCACCCACCGCGUCGCGUGGUGCUCGCCUACUGCUGCGCGCCUGGAAAUGACGCGGUGGAGGCCAUCAACUACGUGGUGCAAACAAUGGCAAAGUCUGCGUCCGUUGUGCUGACGGUGUGCACGCUGAAUCAGCUCCUCCAACGCAGCUGGCGCAGCGAAUUCGACGUAGUUGUCUUUAUUCUCGGUCAGAGCGAAGGCGAAGAGUUCCCGUUCAGCGGAAGUGACUUUGCGCGCCUGCUAUGGCAAGACACGGCGCCGCCGAAUAUGUUUGCGGCUGUCUCCUACACUGUGCUGGCCGUGUCGGACCACACCACUCUGCGGCUCUACACGGGGCGGAAGCUGGACCAGCGGCUGAAGGAGCUUGGCGGGACCCGCGUCUAUGCCUGUGGUGAUGUGGCUGGCUCAAACCGACUUGGGAAGACGGCGAUGUGGUGCGCCGGACUGCUGAGCUUGCUGACGUCCACGUGCGAGAACCCCUUGGCAGGCGUCGAUACCAACACGAGCGACGAGGAAGGCGGGGGGCUGAAGAACUGCGACAGUGGUUCUCGAAACGCCGCACGAGCGUGUGACGUGUCUGACAACCGCGCUGCGAGGUUGCUGUUGCGACGCCUCCAUCGGUUACGUGCCGCCUCCCCUGGUGAUGCUCGGCGGGGUUGUAUGGAGUACAUGGAGGGUAAGUCGACGGAGCUGGGUAUGGACCCGCUCUGCGUCAGUCACGGAGAUGGCGUGCAGGCCGAGGGCGGUAGCGUGGAAGAGGCAGAGAAGGUCGCCGAGGACGCGCGGAGCUCCGUGUCGGCCGAGGUGGGCAGCUGCAGCUCCGAUGUCUUGACAACACACAGCUGUCCCACCCAGUCGUCGGUGACGAACAGGACCGUCUACACCGCCGACAGCGCCGAUGUCCGCGCCGAGGGUGUCGUACGGUCGUGGAAGCUGCUGACCUGCGCCGCGGCUCGACAUCCCGUCGUCCAGCUAGAUCUCUCGGUGAGUACCGGACCGCAGUGGGUUCCAGGUCAGGUGAUCUCCAUCUUUCCAUCGAACAGCGCGGCAGAGGUGGAAGCGCUGCUCCGACUCUUCCACCUAAACUAUGAGGAGCAGUUUCACCCACUCGCGCUCGAUAGCCCUGAUGCCUCAACUUUCCCUACAUCCCCACUCUACGGGGCUGUGGAUUUUCCUGUCAGCUGCGGGAUGGUGCUCUUGCAGUACGUGGAACUGCGCGUGACUGGCGUCCACAAGGCGCUUUUCGAAUUGCUGAAACGUCACUGCACAUGUGCGGAAGCGAAGGUGGCGGUGCAGAACAUGUAUGAGAAGUUGCUUACCGAGCGCACCCCGCAAGACUUGCGCGAGGUUCUUGAGGCCGUCGCGGCGGUUGCCGACUCAAUGCCGCCGUUUCGCCACAUUGUGGAGAAUCUUUCGUUGUUGCAGCCGCGGCAGUACUCUAUCUGCAGCUCUCACCGCGCCGACGCCACGACGUUAUCCAUCUGCUUCAAGGUGGUGGAGAAAGGACUGUGCACGGGAUGGAUGUACGAGCAAUGUCUCUGGGCAGCAGGGUUGCCGCACGCGCCGUUUGCAAGCGCCACGCCCUCGGCUGUGCGGCAGCGGAUCUGUUCGAACACGGUCAUCCUCGCUAAGCGACGUGUCGUGAUUCCUUUUGUGAUCCGAAGUGUCUCGGCGUUUCGCAUGCCGCUCGACCCGCUCGUGCCAAUGAUCCUCAUCGGAUCUGGCACCGGGAUCGCCCCGUUCCGGGCGUUCCUCCAAGAGCGGGAGGCUUGGCUGAUGGAGCACCAGUUGCAGUCCAGCUGGUGGUGUCCAAAAGAGAAGCUUUGCGGGUGUCCACACGAGGAGGGCCUGCAUCACGGGCACGCCUUGUGCGGCAGCAUCCACGUUUUUUUUGGUUGUCGCCGCCGUCACGAGGACUACCUUUUCCGCGACGAGUUGGCGCAGUGGGAGGACAACGGCGUGGUUUGUUCGCUGACCGUCGCCUUUUCCCGUGACGCGAACGAUGGCGGACUCUGGUACGACAGCUGCUACGUACAGGACAAGAUUCAGGAGUGUGGAGUCGCCAUUCUGGACCUCAUUCUGCAGCAAAACGCAUACGUGUUCGUCUGUGGCGAUGCCGAUGGUAUGGCGAGAGAGGUGCACGACACGCUCCGUGGGCUUAUCCAGCACCGCCUCUCGCUUACUGACGCCGCGGCUGCCAAGUUCCUUAAGCAAAUGGGCAUGGAGGGGAGGUACCUGCGUGAUGUGUGGUCGACAAGGAUGCGAAAGUGA